GCCUGAUUUGAUAACUUUUUCUUACCGAAGCCAUUGACCUCUUCUCUUUUUUAUUUUUCCUUAUGGUCAUGUGGCGACGAAGCUUUAGGAAUGAAUACGAAAACGCUCGGCAAACCAUGUUCCUGUGAUGGGCUGUCAUUGGCUUAUCGCAAUCGACUUAUUUUACUUACGUCGUGUGUACUGCGCGGCUUUGAGGAUUUUUUUUUUUACCUCCUAUGUGACGUGAUACUUCACGUUUUCUGCAUGGCGUUCAGGGUUACAUUGAUACUGCUUCCUUGUUUGUGAAUUUCAC
Messenger RNA from Umbelopsis ramanniana AG, 292 nucleotides. RefSeq lists its product as uncharacterized. The coding region runs from base 91 to 285 and encodes 64 amino acids. The record is from RefSeq and is a predicted model, not a curated record. The transcript has a single exon. Lineage: Eukaryota; Fungi; Mucoromycota; Umbelopsidomycetes; Umbelopsidales; Umbelopsidaceae.